UCGAGCGCCGUCACUGUCCCACAGAUCCUGCGCGUGAGCCAUUCAUUGCCAAACAGCAACCCAACGGCUACACAGCUAACAUGUCAGACAAGAAACAGACCGUGGACCUGGGCUUACUGGAGGAGGACGAUGAGUUUGAAGAAUUCCCUGCCGAGGAUUGGACGGGGCUGGAUGAGGAUGAAGAUGCUCAUGUUUGGGAAGACAACUGGGAUGAUGACAACGUAGAGGAUGAUUUUUCAAAUCAGCUACGAGCUGAGCUUGAAAAACAUGGUUACAAGAUGGAGACGUCAUAACAGCUGACAAGGCCUCUCCAGUGGAUGACAUCGGAUAUGGACAUUUCUAUUUGAAUAUUACGCGUUGACCAAACGUCCGGAGGAUUUUUGAGGAUGUUAAUUUGUUUCCUUUUUUGUAAUAAAUAUUAAUGGAAGUAAAGUAAGUUUGGAGAAAAACGA
Messenger RNA from Cheilinus undulatus (humphead wrasse), 452 nucleotides. It is a transcript of the gene sem1, whose product is annotated as SEM1 26S proteasome subunit. The record is from RefSeq and is a predicted model, not a curated record. NCBI's taxonomy places the organism in Eukaryota, Metazoa, Chordata, Actinopteri, Labriformes, Labridae. Gene Ontology annotation, biological process: proteasome assembly; mRNA export from nucleus; double-strand break repair via homologous recombination. The coding region runs from base 81 to 293 and encodes 70 amino acids. Gene Ontology annotation, cellular component: proteasome regulatory particle, lid subcomplex; proteasome complex. The transcript has 3 exons.